This is a messenger RNA of Paraglomus brasilianum, 511 nucleotides long. NCBI's taxonomy places the organism in Eukaryota, Fungi, Glomeromycota, Glomeromycetes, Paraglomerales, Paraglomeraceae. The record is from the annotation of a GenBank genome assembly.
AUGGCAUCUGGAAUAGAUAAGUACUUCCAGAUAGCCAAGUGUUUCCGAGAUGAAGGUUUACUUGCUGACAGACAGCCCGAAUUUACCCAAAUAGAUCUAGAACUCUCAUUUGCCUCGGCGAACGAUAUCAGAAAACUGGUCGAAGAAUUGAUUGCCAGAAUUUGGAAACAACUUCUUCAUGUUGAUAUGGAUAUAUCAAGGAUUCAAGGCAAUUUCAUACAAAGAUUCCAUGACACGGUAGUACUUGGAUUCAUCAAGGUUAAUCCAUAUAUCUUCGAGUCAUGGAUGGCGAAAACAUACGUUGGCAAGAAAAUAUCAAACGCCGAAGAGAUCGCGGGAAGAAUGUUAUGCGAUGAGGAUAUUGAAGGAGAAUGGGCGUGUACGUUCACACGCAAGCUCUCUUGCAAAAGAAAGGUCUCUUGUCGAUACCUCAAUCUCAAUCUCAAUAUGACUUCCUCUGGGGUUGACUCGUUCCCCCUCUUUACCCGCGAGAAAGAGUCCAACACUCUCA